This is a messenger RNA of Punica granatum (pomegranate), 2218 nucleotides long. NCBI's taxonomy places the organism in Eukaryota, Viridiplantae, Streptophyta, Magnoliopsida, Myrtales, Lythraceae. The record is from RefSeq and is a predicted model, not a curated record.
CCCAUCUCCGUCUGUCUCUCUAAUCCAACCUAUCGGCGUACAGUCUGUACGUGUACGUAUACGUUGCGUACAUCUACACACAAUAUACUCGUAUCUCUACGUAUAAUAUUCUCCGCCCCAUCUCCCGGUCGCCCCCAUUGAUGAUGAGCCGAAGCCUCCUUCCUUAUUAUAUUAAUCUAAUCCAUUCGAAUCCCUUACCUUCUUCUUCGUCAUUGCUGCUUCCUUCCCUGUCUGAGCACAGAGACCAAUAGAGAGAGAGAGAGAGAGAGAGAGAGAGAGAGAGGGAGGGCAGUGCCCAUCCAACCCCAUUUUACUCCGGUGAGACGCAGGGAGAUAGAGGGAGGGGGGUAGUGUUGUUUCUGUGAGGGGGGGAAAUGGAGCCGCCGGCGUCGUCUAGUGACACGACGGGGACAGGGGCGCGGUCGCCGAGGGGUGCGACGCGGGCCGGGGCGCGGUCGCCGGGUGAAUCGGCGCGGUCCGGGGCACGGUCGUCGGUGAUAGACUCGAUCCGGGGGUGCGGCCUCAAGGGUAUGAAGAUCGACAAGGAGGAGCUAAGGAUGAGGCUCAUGAUGCCCAAGUACCUGCGCAUCGCCAUGAGGAACUCGAUCCGGUUCCAGGACCCCAACAGCGGGUUGGAGAAGGGCCAGCUCUCCGUUGCGGAGACCGCCGGCGAGGCCGAGCCGCCUCAGCCUCCCGAGUGUCCCAUUGUCGUCUUCAUAAAUUCCAAAAGCGGCGGUCGACACGGGCAUGAGCUCAAGCUCAGGCUCCACCAGCUGAUUGCUGAGGAACAGGUUUUUGAUUUGAAAGAUGUAAAACCUCAUGAAUUUGUACAGUAUGGAUUGGGUUGUCUGGAGAAGUUAGCCAGUACUGGCGACAAAUGUGCCGAGGAAACACGUAAAAGGAUAAGAGUUAUGGUUGCGGGAGGUGAUGGUACUGUUGGGUGGGUGCUGGGAUGUCUUGGAGAGCUUAACAGCCAGGGACGAGAUCCUGUGCCUCCAGUUGGUAUCAUUCCUCUUGGUACUGGCAAUGACUUGUCACGGAGUUUUGGCUGGGGCGGGUCAUUUCCUUUUGCCUGGAAAUCAGCGGUGAAAAGGGCUCUUGAUAAAGCAAGUAAUGGUCGAAUUGGUCGAUUGGAUAGCUGGGAUUUGACGAUGUCUAUGCCGUUUGGUGAAAAAAUUGAGCCUCCCUAUUCUCUUAAACCGACAGAAGAUUGUUGUCUGGACGAGGGGUUAGAGAUUGAGGGGCAAAGGCCUGAGAAAGCAAGUUGCUUCAGAGGAGUAUUCUAUAAUUACUAUAGCAUAGGUAUGGAUGCUCAAGUAGCAUACGGCUUCCAUCAUCUACGUAAUGAGAAACCAUACCUUGCCCAGGGUCCAAUUGCGAAUAAGCUAAUAUACUCUGGUUAUACUUGCACCCAAGGUUGGUUCUUCACUCCUUGUACCAGCCAACCUAGCUUAAGGGGACUAAAGAACAUUUUGAGAAUUCAUAUUAAAAAGAUAAAUUGCUCCGAGUGGGAGCAGAUUCGAGUACCUUCGAGUGUAAGGGCCAUAGUUGCUCUAAAUCUUCAGAACUAUGCUAGCGGGAGGAAUCCAUGGGGUAACUUGAAGCCUGAAUAUUUAGAGAAGAGAGGAUUUGUUGAGGCCCAUCCCGAUGAUGGUCUGCUCGAAAUAUUCGGCCUAAAGCAAGGCUGGCAUGCCUCCUUUGUUAUGGUCGAACUCAUCUCCGCGAAGCACAUUGCACAGGCGGCGGCAAUAAGGUUCGAGUUUAGGGGCGGAGAGUGGGAAAAUGCAUUCAUGCAGAUGGAUGGGGAGCCAUGGAGGCAGCCACUGAGCAAAGAUUUCUCCACCUUCGUUGAGAUCAAGAGGGUCCCUUUCCAGUCUGUAAUGAUUCAUGGUGAUUAGAUUAACAAUACCUUCUCUCUCUCUCUCUCCCUAUCAUACAUAUUGCUUAGUGUAUCUAUUGUCCAUGAACACUAUUCUUUGGACCCGAAUCCCAAUGGGGCAAGGCAAGUGAAACAGCAGAGGGGAUCGUGUGGAUUGGCGCCGAUGUUAAUUUUUAGCGUCUUUUUGUAAAAUAAUGUUCAAGGGUGAAGCAGUAGAUGUAUGUAACAUGGCAACUACGGGUUGCCCAGUGUAAAAUAGAACAUUGCUUUGCUUGGCUUCGAAGGUAAAUACUUAAUAGCCUUGUCCAAUUAAUAGAACUCGCAAGGUUUCGGGACUGA